GCCGCCCCUUCUUUCAAUGGUAGACAAACACCAUGCUCUUUGUGGCGGCGUGGUGGUCUUCUGUAUCCCUCUCUCCGUCUCGCUCCUGUUUUUGUUGCGGUUCUAUCUCACCAGACUUGGUGGAGGACGUUUGAGGCGCGCUCUCCAUUGAAAAUCCAGCCAUCACCAAUUUUUUAUUUGUAUUAUUCUUGCUUGUUGAAUCACUGGAAUCCAUCCAUUUUGCAGCCUUCACUGGAAGCUGGUUGUGCCUACAAAUUCAUUGCUGGCUCUCCAUGCAACACCGCCAUCAACUGCCUUGCUAGUCAGGAUCUUACCCCCAUUCCUAUUUCAUGUCCUGUUUUUCCCAGGAUGCUUUCUUCUGCUCACGUACAUCCUGGGCUGACGGUUGGCGGUGUCGCUCUUUGAGUGGGUAGAUAUUUCACCGAACCCCCGGAGGAGAGAGAGAGAGAGAGAGAGAGAGAGCGAGAGAGAGAGGGAGAAAGAGAGAGAGUCAAGGCGUGCAGCAGCAAGAGGGGACCCUUUCUAGCGCUAACGGCCAAGGGUGGAGGAGCGGGGGGGGUUUGAUCCGGGAGCAUGGCUGCCAUGGCGUUGGUCCCCAGCUACAGCCCUUCGCUGUGGGUCCGGGUGUGCCACGCCCUCCCCCGGCUGGACCUGACCAUGGUGAUGAGGGACAACAGCUUCAUCCCCGACAGCUGGGAGUACCAGCAGACUCUGUUGGUUCUGUCCAGCUUGUCAGCCGUCGCCCUCGUUAUCUCCCUCCUGGUGGUCCUCUCCUUCCUCAUACACUACUGCUGCUGUCACCGUGGCGACCGCAGCGAGGGAUCGGAGGAAGAGGAGGAGGAUGAGGAUGCCAGCACCGGUCACGGCUACAGCGGGCGGAAGGGGCGGGGCAUCUGCUGUGUCACAUGGGUGGCGGUGGCGUCUGUCACUCUGUGCUGUGUUGCUAUAGGCGUUGGUUUCUACGGCAACAGCGAGGCUAAUGAUGGGAUGUAUCAGUUGACCUCGUCUCUUCUCACAGCCAAUUAUACUCUCGCUUCUAUCGAUCUGCUGAUUGCAGACACCAUCAGUGGGCUGCAGGUGUCCAUUUCCGGCCCUCUGUCCUCCAUGGAGGAGCUGUUCGCCGGCAGCAAACCCUUUCUGACGUCCACGCGCAACUGCCGCCGGCUAUCGGACAACGUGAUCAACCUGCUGUCCUCCAUUUCCAUGGCCCGCUCAAGUGGGGGUCUGGCCAACGAGAGCGCCAGCAUAGGGGCCCCCAUCGCCGCCCUCACCCCGGCCCCCCCGUCUGUCGCCCCCACCAUUUCCCCAGGCGGGGGGAUCAUGCCCAGCCCCUUCUCGCCCGGCUGGGCCGCCAACACCCUGAUGGUCAACGAGGACUACAGGUGGCUGUCCUACGUGCUGCUUCUGCUCCUUGACCUCAUCGUGUGUCUCUUCAUCUUGCUGGGACUGGCCAAGCAGGCUCGCUGGCUACUCAUUCUGAUGACCGUCCUGGCCUGGCUGGCCCUGUUCCUCAGCUGGGGAUCCCUGGGCCUGGAGACUGCCUCCGUAGUGGCUCUCAGUGACUUCUGCACUGACCCGAACACGUUUGUGCUCAACUCCACUCACUUCAACUCUGGGACCAGCUCAGACGUGCUGGAUUACUACCUGACGUGCAGCCGGCGCAUGAACACUCCCUUCCAGCAGCCUUUGACCCAGUCUCAGAGGGCACUGUCCAACAUCCACACCCACCUCUCCAGUCUGGACCGCAACGCUCUGGCCCAGUUCCCAAAGGCCGAGAAAUCUCUCAGGGAGGUGCAGCAGAUCCUCAACUCCACCGAGGGGAACUUCCACCAGCUGGUGGCCCUCCUCAACUGCCGCGGGCUCAACAAGGACUACAUCGACUCCCUGAAGGGGCUGUGUUACGAUGGGAUGGAGGGCCUGCUCUAUCUCUCCCUCUAUUCGUUCCUCUCUGCGCUGGCCUUCACCGCCAUCCUCUGCUCCCUCCCUGGGGCCUGGCGCAGCUUUCCCAGUGACUCUGAAGACUACGAGGACUCCGACAGCGAGAGUGAGGACCCCUUCACCUCCCAUCAGGCACGUAGACAGACGACCGCGGGGUCUCAGCGAGGGGCCCUGCCCCCCUUCUAUAAUUACCCGGGGGCCAGCUGGACACCCCCCUUUUCUAGCGCACCGCCCCUCCCGACUCCAAACGUUUCCUCCAAUGGCAACCCUGGCUAUGAGAGCCUGCCGUUGACUGACAGGCAGUCCCCACCCCCCUCUUACUCUCCCAGCAUGCUGACCGGUUACGGGGGCAGUAGUCAAUCGCACCCCAACUCUUCCCAUUCGAGGAACCUGUAUUCACGCUGAUUUUCUUUCCGUCGUUAUUUGAAAAAAGAAAUGUAUAGGAAUAAAAGUUUUAAUUUUUCAUAUGGACACUUUACUGAGAUGAAAAGACGAAAACUAAUCUAAAUAAACUGAAUGCUAGAUGUGAUUUCAAGAUUUGUAACGUCUUUACCAUUUAAAAAGAAAAAAAAAUAAACUGUAAAAUUAAA
Gadus macrocephalus (Pacific cod) is the source of this 2528-nucleotide messenger RNA. It is a transcript of the gene ttyh1, whose product is annotated as tweety family member 1. Bases 574 to 2343 code for a protein of 589 amino acids. The transcript has 17 exons. Lineage: Eukaryota; Metazoa; Chordata; Actinopteri; Gadiformes; Gadidae. The record is from RefSeq and is a predicted model, not a curated record. Gene Ontology annotation, molecular function: intracellularly calcium-gated chloride channel activity; volume-sensitive chloride channel activity. Gene Ontology annotation, cellular component: smooth endoplasmic reticulum membrane; plasma membrane.